This is a messenger RNA of Macrobrachium nipponense, 613 nucleotides long. Its product is annotated as lysozyme-like. Gene Ontology annotation, molecular function: lysozyme activity. Bases 1 to 429 code for a protein of 142 amino acids. The transcript has 3 exons. NCBI's taxonomy places the organism in Eukaryota, Metazoa, Arthropoda, Malacostraca, Decapoda, Palaemonidae. The record is from RefSeq and is a predicted model, not a curated record.
AUGUGGUCGUUGAUACUGACCAUUGGGGCUUGUGCCUCAUUUGCACAGGCUACAGUGGGCGAUGACUGCCUUGCCUGCAUGUGCUUCGUGUCAAGCUCGGGAUGUCAAAUGCCAGAUCCUGUUUGUGAAGACACCGACUGGGGUGAGGUGUGCGGCCCCUGGGCCAUCACCAAUCCCUACUGGAUAGACGGAGGCUUCCAAGGAGGAACCUUCAAGAACUGCGUUCAGAGCUGGGAAUGCAACGAGAGCACAGUCAGAGCGUAUCUUGCCCGUUACGUCCGCGACCCUGAAGCCACUUGCGAGACCUAUGCAAGGACCCACGUUGGAGGACCAUCUGGUCCCAUUCUCGACUACACGAUGACCUACUGGUACCAGGUCAAGACUUGUCUCGAUUACGGCCUCUUCACACCGCCAAGCGUGGAGGAGUAGGGCAGAUUCGAUUCACGUGACUGAGGGAAGAACUGAUUAUGCCUGUUUUUUACAUGAAUCGUUUUGAUUCUAAGCACCUUUCCUCAUCAAAGGUAAAUUGUGCUCAAUAUAUCUAUAUCUGAAAUUUCCAUGUUUAUUCUAAACCAUAGAAAGGCAACUAUUCAUAUUUCUUUCCGUAUCAAAU